CGCCCGGCCCCGCCGGCCCCGCCGCACUCGGGCGGAGCGUGCCGGAGCCCGCGGCGCCGCCGCAGCCGGGCCGGGCCGCUCAGCGCUGCCGGGGCCAGCGGGACCGGCCGCAGCUGCCGCCGGCAUGACCCUCAAGUCGGGGCGCAGCUCCGGCGGCGGCAGCAUGAGGACGGCGCUCUCCGACCUCUACCUGGAGCACCUCCUGCAGAACCGGCCCAAGCCCGAGGCCAUGACUCAGUCCCCAAACGCCAUGACUGAGGACAUUUAUACCAACGGCUCAGCGCCCCUGGGCAGCCCCUCGCACAGCAGCGGCCGCGAGGUGCGCAAGAUCCGCCUUGUCCAGUUCGAGAAGGUCACCGAGGAGCCCAUGGGGAUCACGCUGAAGCAAAAUGACAAGCAGAGCUGCAUGGUGGCCAGGAUCUUCCAUGGGGGCAUGAUUCACAGACAAGGCUCCCUUCACGUGGGUGAUGAGAUCAUAGAAAUCAAUGGGCAGAGUGCGAGCAACCACUCAGUUGACCAGCUGCAGAAGAUGCUGAAAGAAACCAAGGGGAUGGUCUCAUUAAAAGUCAUUCCCAACCAGCAAAGCCGCCUCCCUGCUCUCCAGAUGUUCAUGAGGGCACAGUUUGACUACGACCCCAAGAAAGACAACCUGAUCCCCUGCAAGGAAGCAGGACUGAAGUUUCAGAUUGGUGAUGUGAUUCAGAUCAUAAACAAGGACGACAGCAACUGGUGGCAGGGCCGGGUGGAGGGCUCCUGCACUGAGUCAGCAGGACUCAUCCCUUCUCCAGAGCUGCAGGAGUGGCGUGUGGCAAGCGUCACCCAGCCCAGCCAGAGUGAAUCCCCGAGCUGCAGCCCCUUCGGGAAGAAGAAGAAGUGCAAAGAUAAAUACCUGGCCAAGCACAGCUCAAUUUUUGACCAGCUGGAUGUCGUUUCCUAUGAGGAGGUGGUGAGGCUGCCUGCCUUCAAGAGGAAGACUCUGGUGCUUAUUGGGGCCAGUGGUGUGGGCCGCAGCCACAUCAAGAAUGCUCUGCUCAGCAACAACCCAGAGAAGUUCAUGUACCCACCCCCAUACACCACACGACCCCAGAAGAAGAAUGAGGUGGAUGGGAAGGACUAUUACUUUGUCUCCACCGAGGAGAUGACCCGGGACAUCUCAGCCAAUGAGUUCUUGGAGUUCGGAAGCUACCAGGGAAACAUGUUUGGCACCAAGUUUGAAACAGUGCACAAGAUCCACCAGCAGGACAAAGUCGCUAUUUUGGACAUCGAACCCCAGACCCUCAAGAUCGUCCGCACGGCCGAGCUCUCUCCGUUCAUAGUGUUCAUUGCCCCGACAGACAAGGCAGAGGAGUCAGAGGCUCUGCAGCAGCUCCGCAAGGACUCGGAGAGCAUCCGGAGCCGCUACGCACACUACUUUGACCUGUCCCUGGUCAACAACGGCGUGGAGGAGAGCCUGCAGCUGCUGCAGGAAGCCUUUGAGCAGGCCUGCAGCUCUCCACAGUGGGUGCCUGUCUCCUGGGUCUACUGAGAGGGCACCUGUGCCCAGCUGCUUCCCAUCAACCAUCCUGCAGCCACUGGGAAACACCUCCUGACGUCCCUGCCCCACAGCCCAGCACAGCUCCCCUCCUGCUGCUCACGGACGGUCUCGGUUCACACACUCACAGGGUGCCCACAGCUCCUCUCCUGAGGGACAAACACAGGACACAGCUGCCUGGGGAUGAGCCAGCUCCUGUGGCACUGCAGGGCAGGGCAGGGGCUACAGCAGAGCCCAGGUUAGCUCAGAGCACAGCGCCCUGCCCUCCCCGGGCAAGGGGAAGCACAGUCCUGCUGUAGCACCCAGCUGAUCUUCCCUGCAGCAGUCCCAAGGGAAGUGGCAGAACGGGGGCUUUUCCAGGCAGAUGGCUCCUGGCCUGGCAGGAAUGCACACAACUCAAAUCCCUUCCUGGAGUCCAUGAGGCUUCAAGGAAGCCCAGGUCUUAGGAGGCUUCUCCCAGAGCACACCAGAGCUCCUCCAUCCAAGGGUUUCCUCACAAAUGGGGAAGAUGAUGAAUGUGGCAUGGAGCACCCCCAGGCAGGCCUCACCCCAUGUUCCCAGGUUGGAGUUUUCUCAUUGACCUUGUGCAGCCAUAGGUGUAAAAACUCACUGUAUUGGCAUUCUCACCAUGCAGCUUGGAUUGUUACUGCCUGGCCAGAGAAACUGGGCAGCAGCUGAGCCAGUCCCACAGACCAAACUCCAGAGGGACUCUUCAAUGGGUAAAUUACAUCCAGCCACAACUGUCUGUUGCAUGCAGUAGAAAAGUGUCUACAAAGAUCAUCCAGGCAUGUUUUCUAGUCUAGGGUGUCUCUCACACUGUAUGCAAACAUGAAAGCCAUGCUCACCCCAGGAUUUGUACUGACUCACAAGCCCCACACCGUGUCUGGGAAGUAUCACCACAUCCACCAUGUAGGUGAGAAAUCUUGUGUGUCCAUUCAGCUAAGGGGGCAAGGAGAAUGUGGUUUACCAGUCUUGUGCAAUUUUUUUUUUUUUUUAAGGAUGCCAAAAAUAAAAAUCUAUGUGCAAUAGGGACCUUUGUUCUGAUCUACUGCAGGGAAACAAUGAGCAGCAAUAAAUGUGUGCUGAAACAUU
This is a messenger RNA of Taeniopygia guttata (zebra finch), 2623 nucleotides long. It is a transcript of the gene MPP1, whose product is annotated as MAGUK p55 scaffold protein 1. Gene Ontology annotation, molecular function: protein binding. NCBI's taxonomy places the organism in Eukaryota, Metazoa, Chordata, Aves, Passeriformes, Estrildidae. The record is from RefSeq and is a predicted model, not a curated record.